This is a messenger RNA of Fraxinus pennsylvanica, 549 nucleotides long. The record is from the annotation of a GenBank genome assembly. NCBI's taxonomy places the organism in Eukaryota, Viridiplantae, Streptophyta, Magnoliopsida, Lamiales, Oleaceae.
AUGGCGAUUUCUGGUGCGCUUCACUUCUUCAUCUUCACCUUGUUCCUUUGCUUUUCAACUUCCAUUUUCACCUCAGCCUCUCCUCACCAAGAUUCUUCUCAACUCGCCACCCAAAUCUGCAAAAACACCACCAAUGUCUCCUUUUGCAUGUCCGCGAUUUUCUCCGAUCCCCUGGCCUCCUCCGCCGACCGCUAUGUCCUCUCCUACAUAGUGUUCGGCCAAGCCUACAAAAACGCUACCAGUACAAAAAAUUUCAUUGGCUUAUCACUGAAAUCCAUGAAGUCAGAUGAAAAUCGGAGGGUAUUAUCCGGUAUGCAGAAAUGCCAGGGUUUUUACGAGGACGCGAUUCGGGCCUUGUCCGAAGUUAUGAACAAUUUAGAUUCUGAGACUUUCUAUGGAUUGGAUAAGGCGGCGAUUGAUGUUGAAUCUUCAAUUCGGGCUUGUGAGGCGAGUUUUUCGGGCCAAUCCCCAAUGUCUCAGAAGAAUCAAAAUUUGGUGGAACUUUUGAAAAUAUGUUUUGCUGUAUCUCAACUUUAUCAAUAUAAUUAA